GUGACUCCCCGGGUCGGGGAACACUGCUCUAACAUGUAGACACGCUAGUAGUUUAACGCUUUGCAGUAGCAAAAGGCAGUAGUUGAGCUUUAUUCAAUGUUGAGUGAUUUUUUUUUUAAUUUAAACCUUUGUUAGGUUGAUCAUAGUUUCCAUGUGCAUGAAUUUCAGCACAUGGGAAAUAAGAACUUGCACAAGUGCAACUAACAUACCGCACUCAUUGGAGUUGGUAUAUAUAACACAAGUAAAAUGAUGAGGUAGUGAUACUUGAGCAUUUCCAUUUUGUGAGACUGGUCUUCUCCACUACGUUUCACAGGAAAUGCAUUUUUUCACCCUUUGUUUUUGGUGUCUGGGUGGUGUCCAUGGGACUUGGACUCAUAACUAAAGUAUUUCUAACCGCCUGGCUACGGCCCUGCUGGCUUCACACUGCCCUGUUAGCGCCUGCACGUUUCGGUCACUUUUCCUGUAGAUCCUGCUGGCUGGUUUCCCUGCUGUACCCAGCCUCCACCGACAGAUGGCGCCCUUCUCUCUCUGCCUCGGGAAACAACGGGGUGGCUGUCACACAGACACAGACCGUCCGCCAGCCAGGCAGGGUUUCUUCGACAGCCUUUACCAGCCUGCAUGGGUCUCGGAAACCUGGGAGACCUCUAGGACUGGGAGCAGACGGCUGUCCACUUCAUCCCAGCGGCCUCCUCCAGAGACACCCGCACAUCACUGGCUGUGUCUCCGCCAACAUGGAGACUUUCCGCUGCAGAUGGAGUGUAGGCACUUUCCAGAGCCUCUCCGAGCCGCAAGAUCUCCGCUUAUUCUACAUUAACAAAAAGCCCCCCCAAGCCUCUCCUAGAGAGUGGAGUGAGUGUCCUCAAUACAGCACCGACAGGCCAAAUGAGUGCUUCUUCAAUGAGAACCACACAUCCAUCUGGACAUAUUACAGUGUCCAGCUCUGCUCGAGGGAUCAAGGCAUCCUCUAUGACGAGAAACUCUUCCAUGUUCAAGACAUUGUGCGACCGGACCCUCCAGUCGGCCUGAACUGGACGCUGCUGAAUGUGAGUUUGACAGGCACUUACUAUGACAUCAUGCUGAGCUGGAAGCCUCCACAGUCUGCAGACGUGGAGACGGGAUGGAUGACACUGCAGUAUGAGGUCCAGUACCGCGACGUCAGCUCUGACCUGUGGGAAGCGGUCGACCUUGUGAAAAGCACACAUCGCUCCCUUUUUGGGCUUCAAACUAACAUCAAUCACGAGGUUCGGGUCCGGUGCAAAAUGCUCGGUGGGAAAGAGUUUGGAGAAUUUAGUGACUCGGUAUUCGUGCACAUCCCAUCUAAAGUGUCGAGGUUGCCAGUGGUGGCCUUGCUCAUCUUCGGUGCCUUGUGUUUAGUGGCCAUCCUGAUGUUAGUCAUCAUAUCACAGCAGGAAAAGUUGAUGGUUAUUCUUUUGCCUCCUGUUCCUGGACCUAAGAUAAGAGGAAUUGACUCUGAACUACUGAAGAAAGGGAAGCUGAGGGAGUUGACAUCCAUCCUGGGAGGCCCCCCUGAUCUGAGGCCAGAGCUUUACAACAACGACCCCUGGGUGGAAUUCAUUGAUUUGGACAUUGAGGAGCAGAACGACAGACUGACAGACCUGGACACCGACUGUCUCAUGCACCGCUCCCUGUCCUCCAACUGCACUCCCCUCUCCAUCGGCUUCAGAGAUGACGACUCGGGCCGGGCCAGCUGCUGCGACCCAGAUCUCCCCAGCGACCCAGAAGCAUCGCCUUUCCACCCUCUCAUCCCGACUCAAACAUCAUUCCCGACAGCCUGUGAGCCCAGCUCCCCGGUCCAGAGCCCCACCGCUGGGGAGCCUUCUUUUGUAGCACCGGGCAGAGAGGCAUUGUACACCCAGGUGAGUGAGGUGAGGUCGUCCGGCAAGGUGCUGCUGUCACCUGAAGAACAGACUGAGGUGGAGAAAACCACUAGCAAAGACACAGAGAAAGACAUCAUUGUGGAGAAGGAGAAAGAAAAGAAAGAGUUUCAGCUGCUGGUGGUGAAUCCAGAUCAUGGAGGUUACACCUCAGAGCUCAACGCAGGAAAAACAAGCCUAAAAUUGUCCACAGGAGACACGAGUGAAUCCUGCCAGACAGGAGGAGACUUGAGUUCUUUGCCGUCCCCUUACCACAAAUCGGAUACAACCCCCAUGUCCCCUCUUCCCCCUGCUCCUGUGUACACCGUGGUAGAGGGUGUUGACAGGGAGAACAGCCUCUUACUGACACCAAACUCAACACCUGCUCCCCAGCUGAUAAUCCCAAAGACCACGCCGACACCAGAUGGCUACCUGACCCCUGACCUUUUGGGAAGCAUCACACCGUAGAUCAGCAGUGAAUUGUGCAAAGUUAAGAUUGUUCAAUCAAAGGCAGAGAUAAGCUUGGGAACGGUCUUGGAGAUUGACUCUGUUGAGGGUCCCACGAUUGAGUGUUGAAUGUCAGCUCUCCUAAAAUAGUUGAAGGUGGCGUCUCUGCCUGUCCUGCAACCACCUCUACCUCCUGUAAAGUCGACGGGGUUGGAAGUUCGGUAUGAUGGAGGAAGAGCAAACAAGAAUGUGUUUUACUGCAGUUGCGGAAAGGGAACCGUUCAAAGGGAAAUAACACAAACUGGGGCUGGAAAUUGCCUAAAAAAAUUUUCAAUUCUCUGAUGCCUAAAAAACAGGUCUACAACAAAACAAUCCAAUACAAUAUGAAUAAGUAUCUUUGUUAAAGCUGCAUUGAUCAACAUUUGGCCACAAGAGGACAGAAGAACAACACAGCAAGCGGACAGUCACUGCAACAGCAUUUUUAUGUUAAAUAGUUUUCAUUUUACUUUUAAUUCUCAGGAAAGAAUACAGAAUAAUUUGCCCCUCUGGCGUGAACUUGUGUGAAUCUCUGGUAUAAAUUAAUAUUCAUCAGUUUUCAUUCAUUCGUUCAUUCCAUUUCUCUCUCCGUCUCUCACUCACUGAGGAGGGCGAGGCGAGAUCGCGAGCAGCUCUCUUCCUCCUCACGACUGUACAGUGCCAGAAACAGGUUGUGACAACAAAAAGGAGAAAAAAAGGGUGAUAAAUCGGGAGGAAUACGGGAGAAUUGUGACCCCGGGAGGAAACCCAAGAGAGGGCAAGUAUGGUUUCUGCCCGCCACUUUCUUCACCAGCUAGUUGCUCAUUUUGUCUGUCUGCAGUUUGGUGCUGGGAGCUAAAAGAGGCUAAAAAGCGCUGUCGAGGUGCAGAGUUGGUGGGAAUACCCUGUGGUUUUGUCACUACGAGUAACACCUUUCACAUUGCAGGCAGUCAUUUCAUUCAAUGUCAAUAUGAAAAUAUUGACUAAUGCAGCUUUAAAUGAGAACACAUUAAAUUGUACUGCCACAUGCUUUAUUCCAAUAUGUAAGUAACCCAUUACUUCUUUUUUUAAAAACUCUUAAGGGUUCAUAUAUCAUGUGAUCAAUCUACUGGAGUAUAAAAUAUUAGAUGCUUAUAUUUUGAUGCCAUUAUGUUCUUCACCUAUGUUCUAAACUGUGAAAUGUUUUCAGAGCUGACAGCCCAAAUAAUUUGGAUUGUCAUCUUAUGCUCAGUCAGUAUUAGUUUUUUAGUGUGUGCACUGUAAAAGUUUUUAUUUUUCAUUUGGUUUCUGGUAAACAGUGCAUUUAAUGCUGGGGGUGCAUGGGGAUACAUUCAAAAGUGUUAGUUAUAAAUAAAUAACUUUCAUACUUUU
Siniperca chuatsi (mandarin fish) is the source of this 3707-nucleotide messenger RNA. RefSeq names its product growth hormone receptor b (gene ghrb). The record is from RefSeq and is a predicted model, not a curated record. The transcript has 9 exons. Lineage: Eukaryota; Metazoa; Chordata; Actinopteri; Centrarchiformes; Sinipercidae. Bases 360 to 2342 code for a protein of 660 amino acids. Gene Ontology annotation, molecular function: protein binding.